AUGAGAUUACACUGGCCGCUGUUCAUCUUCCUCACUCUUGUACAGGCCACUGGCUGGUUCGGCUCGGACGACCCCGUCGACUGCUCAUCCAUCACAUCGGCCCCUUCUGCGGCCUACUCUCAUGCGAGCCGUGAAGUGAGAGCAGCCACCCAUACCGUCAGUGACACCGCUGCACAGGCGACGCGUGAACUCGGCCGCGCGUUUGACGAGACUAAAGACUAUGUCUUCUCCACCUGGGAUGACUCUCGUCUGAGAAAAUGGCUCGAGGACCACGACGUGGUCGAAGCCAGGAAAGCAAACACCCGCCAAGAACUCCUCGACCUUGCUAACCUGUUACUUCCGCGAGGCCAUGAAUGGCUUGUCGCGCACAAUUUGUUGCCCCCACAUGAAUCGCCUCGUCGCGAGACGCUCCUCGAUUACAUGAAGCAUUAUUACUACUCCACCACGGAUAAGAUCUGGCACACUUGGUCAGAGUCCGAGCUCAAGGCAUGGCUGGUCAACCACGGUAUUCUUAAGAGCGACGCCCAAAAGCAACGCGACGAGUUAAUCAAACUGAUGGAGGAGCACUACCUCUCUGCAUCUGACAGCAUCUGGGGCGCCUGGCGCGAUAGUGACAUUCGCAAGUGGCUUACUACACAUGGGUAUAUUGACGAGAGGACGGCCUCACGCAAGACACGCGACGACCUAGUGGACCUCAUCAAUUCCAAAUACGCCGAUGCAUCGGUGAAGAGUGCUUCAUAUCUCGUGUGGCCUGAUGCUCGAUUACGUGCGUACCUACGUGAGCGUGGUGUUAGUGAGGAUGCCCUACCCACAAGUAGGCCUGGGCUACUUCAGGAAACCCGUAUUCGUUGGGUUCAGGCAUCCACACGAGCUGAGAAUAUUUUCGCCAAAUUGAGGGACACCGUGAACAGCGGUGUAAUAGCGAUCGAGGACGCUCUUAGCUGGAUCUGCGACUCUCUGGCGGACCGGGUACACCAGGCUAGGCAGAAGGCAGAAGAAGCCAAAGACUUUGCUUGGGAGAAAGGCUACCAGCAACCGUUUGGUAGCGCUGGUGAGGGCACGAAGCGCGGCAGUGAAGGGAUGCGGCAGGCUGGAGAAAGGAUCAAAAGUGAGGGUGACGAACUCUGA
Pisolithus orientalis is the source of this 1128-nucleotide messenger RNA. RefSeq lists its product as uncharacterized. NCBI's taxonomy places the organism in Eukaryota, Fungi, Basidiomycota, Agaricomycetes, Boletales, Pisolithaceae. The coding region runs from base 1 to 1128 and encodes 375 amino acids. The transcript is spliced from 5 exons. The record is from RefSeq and is a predicted model, not a curated record.